Messenger RNA from Brugia malayi, 651 nucleotides. RefSeq lists its product as uncharacterized. The coding region runs from base 1 to 651 and encodes 216 amino acids. Lineage: Eukaryota; Metazoa; Nematoda; Chromadorea; Rhabditida; Onchocercidae. The transcript has 5 exons. The record is from RefSeq and is a predicted model, not a curated record.
AUGGCUAUUAUCAUAAUGACUACUUCUAUUCUAUCAUUACUGAGUAAUAUUAUUGCACCAACACUGAUCAUUUUAAGUAUUAUACAAUGUAAUGCUAAAAAAAAUGAUAAGCCACCGACACCAGUAGGAGAUGUAGCCACUCCGAUAGCUGCUGCUCCGGCAGCAGCUGCACAACCUACCGUGGAAAAUAAAGGAGAAGAGAAGAAAGAUGAGAAGAAGGAAGGGGAAGGUGAGAAGAAAAGCAAGAAAUCAGAACAAGAAAAGAAAGACGGUGGAGAUGGUGAGGGGGAGAAAAAGGGUAAUGAAAAAAAGGAAAGUGAGGGUGAGAGGAAGGAAGAGGACAAAAAACAGGGCGAGGGUGAUAAGAAAGAGGAAGGUAAAAAGAGUGAAGAGAAAAAGGAAGAAAAGAAAGAGGGAGAGGAAGAAAAAGGUGAAAAAAAGAAUGGUUCCAAGAAAGAAAAUUUUAAAAAGGAGGGAUCAAAGAAAGAGAAAGAGAAAAAGGGUUCGAAGAAGGAAAGUUCUAAAAAAGAAGGGUCAAAGAAGGAAGGAUCCAAGAAAGAAGAAGGUGAAGGCGAAAAAAAGGAAGGGGAAAAGAAAGAUGAAGAAAAGAAGGAUGAGAAGAAAGAUGAAGAGGAAAAGAAGGAUGAAUAA